ACAAAGCCCAUUUCUCUCUCUCUCCCCUCAAACAAAGGGAAGCCAUAGCAUUACCUGAACACUCAACACAAUGAAGGAAAACCCAGAAGAUACCAUCACAGAAGAAAGAGAGGAGCUAAUGAUUUCACCCUCUGGUAAAAACCCAACUAGAAGACCAGCCCAUUUGCUCCUCAAACCCUCCGUCUCCUCCAUUGAAGGACCCGUAUUUCACCUUCCUUCAGGUACAUUUCUCUCUCCAACUUCAACUGAUGUCUCAUUGAGAGUGGAAUUCAAAGGGUGUCGAGAACAUACCCACACGUGGAAAUCUUGGUUUGAUCGAAUGCAUUCUAUUCACCAGUCCACUUGGAAAAAGGCCGGAAUCUAUGAAGCCAUUGUCAGUUCCACUUACCAAAUCCGAUUACACAGAGAAAUUGUUCUGGGUUUUGCAGAAAAAUGGUGUUCGGAUACAAACACGUUCGUGUUUGAUUGGGGAGAAGGUACUAUCACUCUGGAGGAUGUUUUGGUGUUGGGAGGGUAUUCUGUUUUGGGGAAAUCUGUUAUAACUCCUCUUGAAAUCAGAGAAAUGGUUGAAAUCGACAACAAAUUGAUGAAGGGACGGAGAGAAAUCCAAAAGAGUAAGUCUAAUAGAGCCGACCAGUCCAAAUGGGGGAAGCUUUUCAUGCGGAGUGGGAGCGAAAUUGAGCACGAAGCGUUUCUUGUCCUGUGGUUAUCCAGGCAUGUUUUCCCAAAUAGUCACAGGUGACUAAUAGGAAUGUUCACAGUAUAGCUAUUCAUUUAGCAAGAGGGACGAGGAUCACCCUUGCUCCCGCAGUUGUGUCGUUGCUUUAUCGAGACUUGAGGUGGUUGAAAAAUGCAAUAGUACUUUCUAAAAGGAAGCGAAAAGUGAGGCUCAGUUUAUUUGCUCCAUUGCAAAUGGUACAGAUUUGGGCUUGGGAGAGAUUUCCCACACUGAGGCCUCAACCCAAUCCCCUUAAACCCGGUGAGCCAAGAAUGGCUAGGUGGAGCAAUAUGAAGAAGAAGGAUAUUGAGAAUGUGGGUAUGGCUCUAAACUCUGCCAGGGAAUAUUUCCAGUGGCGCCCUUACGCCAUUUCUGAGAAAAACUGGGUGUUUCCUAAGUUUUACAUAGAAAGAGAUGAGUGGGUUGUUUCCUAAGUUUUACUUAGAAAGAGAUGAGUGGGUAUCGGUUUGUUUGGGGAUGGUUGAGGAUUUUGAGUUAUUUUCUCGGUUUUUGAGGCCAAGUGAGUUGGUGGGUUUAGACUGCUUAGAAUGUUAUCUUCCUCAUCGUGUUGCUAUGCAAUUUGGGAUGGAUCAAGAUCUUCCUGGUUUGGUGGCUCGUUUCAAUGACACUGCUGAAAUUGCCUGGGAAAAUUACAACAGGCCAAUUAAAGAUGGAAGGCUGUAUGUUCCUUCGAGGUUGUUUAAGUCAGAUGUAACGACUCGAUAUUUGGAGUGGUGGAAGCAAUCAAUGUUAGCUCAGAAAGAUGUAUUAAAGGGAGCCAAAGCAGAGAAGAGCACCAAGGGUCCGCAAAAACCACCCGACGUUCCGAAGGGAAAGAAUGUGGAGAAUGAUGCCUUGGGUACUCCUACCAAGAGAAAGAGCUUCAAACCAGCGAAAUUCAAUCAAAAGAGCAUCACCAACAGCCUGGUAAAAUCACUCCAGAUUCCAAAAGGAAAGAAGCGAAAGAGGGUUGAUAAAGAAGCGAAAUCUGUUGGAAAAGACAAACACAGACUUGGCGACAGUGCUGGAAAGAGAAUGUCUGGUGAUGGGAAAAAGAUGGAAUAUCAGGUGGAACGCAGAGAAAAUACUAUAAGGGGCGAAGCAAUGAUGGGAGGAUCGCAUGGACCCUCUGAAAACAUGAUUGAUAGUCAUGUUGGAAUUCCAAGCGAUGAUGGGAUGAGCAUUGGCACCAAUGGAAGGAAUAUCAGUACCCAAAGCACAAUUGAUGUACCAGGACUUGAAGCUAGAGCUAGCAAGCUUGAGACUGUGUUUGCUCGGCUGAAAGCGGAAAAAUUAGGAGUAAGGUCUAUUUAAGACCCCUUGCGAAGGAGAAAUCUAAUCAGAAUGCCUCACUUUGGCUUUGCCUAUUUUGUCUACUAUAGGACCCAGAUGCUGUUUGCUUGACGAAAUAGAUACAGCAGAUCUUGCGCUCUAAUCGUGAUUUAUUUUGUCAUGAAAGGUAUUUCAACAUCUAUUGGUUACUGUAGAUUGAUGUUAUCUAAUCGGAUUAAUAGUAUUACUCUUUAUGUAUAUGCAUGGGUGUCAGGUUCAGGGUUGAUAAAUGGGUUGAGAGUCUUGAGACAAGUAAAAUUUUCAAAUGCCAAGAAAUUGCUUGCACAUAUUUGGCUUGCCUGUUGUCUGCAUGGCUAUACCGGAUCACCAGCUAUGUGUUUGAAAAGAAGGUAACAGAACCAAACCAAACCAAAUAGAGCCUUAAGUCUCAAUCAAUUGCGCUCAACUACUGGAAAGAAGGAAGCAUCAUAUAAUUUCACACUUAUUUACCAUUUCUAAUUUUUUUCAAGUUGCAGUCUACAAUUUACUUCUCAAAUAGUCUUUUCCCGUGUUUCGAACAAUUGAUCACAGUUGGUGUGUUGGGCUGGUUAAAUCCUUUCUUACUGAUAAUUGCUUCCUUUUUCGUUAUAAAAUGAACAUAUAUGUACACAAACUAGCGUACAAUGCCAGUACCUGCUGCUAUUGUUACAGAGCAUAUUGAAAUUCAAAUUUCACAUGGUUUAAACCUUUGUUGAUGCAUAUCUUCAUCCACGAGUGCUAUUCCAUUUAGUUGUAUUGUUGCUUGUUCUUUAUCUGUUUGAAUCGUCGUUCUCAUAAGCCACGUAAGGAAAAAGGGCAGAGUGUCGGAUGUUGCAAGUAUUGAUCAGUCAACUGCAAGUUGCAACCGUUUGAAAUUACAUGAAUUUAACAGGGUUUUUGCAUAUUAUGUUUAAGAUACUAAACAAAUAGGCCCAUUUUGUAUCGUUAGCCCUUUUUUUGCCUAUCUGCAUUGAUGAAGGAUAAUUGCUAAGAAUCAUAACUGUGCCUCUCAGAGCAGCCCUCCGUUUUUCAGAUAUAGCUUCAAAUAAGAAGCCUUUGGAUUGGAACACACGGAUGGAAAUUGCUGAAGGUGCAGCAAGAGGUCUCGAAUACUUGCAUGAAACAGCUAACCCUCCGGUGAUUUACCGUGAUUUCAAAGCAUCUAACAUACUCCCAGACAGGGAAUUCAAUACAAAGCUUUCGGAGUUUGGGCUAGCCAAGCUUGGUCCAACUGGUGAUAAGUCCCAUGUAUCUAUAAAUGUGAUGGGAACGUAUGGGUACAAGCGCGGCGUGGCUGAGUAUGCUUAUCACCAGUUGAACGUAUGGGCUAGCCAAGCACGGCUGAGUAUGCUUUGACAGAUCAGGUCACAGCAUAGUUGGAAACCUGGGCAGAUCUCUCUUGACUAAGGUUGCUUCUGUCAUU
Molecule: messenger RNA, 3452 nt
Organism: Rhododendron vialii
Lineage: Eukaryota; Viridiplantae; Streptophyta; Magnoliopsida; Ericales; Ericaceae
Exons: 2
Coding region: 1133-2032 (299 amino acids)
Biological process (GO): meristem maintenance; meristem development
Source: RefSeq, a predicted model, not a curated record